Messenger RNA from Rangifer tarandus platyrhynchus (Svalbard reindeer), 2388 nucleotides. The record is from the annotation of a GenBank genome assembly. Lineage: Eukaryota; Metazoa; Chordata; Mammalia; Artiodactyla; Cervidae.
AUGUUGAGUCAAGUCUGCCACUCUGGGUUCCAGUCCUUCACCCAGCGUCUCCUGCCCUGGGUCCAGUCCACAAUACUCAACAGAUCUCGUCAUGUUCAGCCUUCAGCCAUCAGACAUGUUCGUUCUUGGAGCAACAUACCCUUUAUCACUGUGCCCCUCAGUCGUACACAUGGCAAGUCUUUUGCCCACCGCAGUGAGCUGAAGCAUGCAAAGAGAAUUGUGGUGAAACUUGGAAGUGCCGUGGUGACCCGAGGGGAUGAAUGUGGCCUGGCCCUGGGGCGCCUGGCGUCUAUUGUUGAGCAGGUGUCAGUGCUGCAGAAUCAAGGCCGAGAGAUGAUGCUGGUGACGAGUGGAGCUGUAGCCUUCGGCAAGCAGCGCUUGCGCCAUGAGAUCCUUCUGUCUCAGAGCGUAAGGCAGGCUCUACACUCAGGGCAGAACCACCUGAAAGAGAUGGCAAUUCCAGUCUUAGAAGCCCGAGCCUGUGCAGCUGCUGGACAGAGUGGGCUGAUGGCCUUGUAUGAAGCCAUGUUUACCCAGUACAGCAUCUGUGCUGCCCAGAUUUUGGUGACCAAUUUGGAUUUCCACGAUGAGCAGAAGCGCCGAAACCUCAAUGGGACUCUUCAUGAGCUUCUGCGAAUGAACAUCGUCCCCAUUGUCAACACAAACGAUGCUGUUGUCCCUCCAGCAGAGCCCAAUAGCGAUCUCCAGGGGGUAAAUGUUAUUAGUGUUAAAGAUAAUGAUAGCCUGGCUGCCCGUCUGGCUGUGGAAAUGAAGACUGACCUCUUAAUUGUUCUCUCAGAUGUAGAAGGUCUCUUUGACAGCCCCCCAGGGUCAGAUGAUGCAAAGCUCAUUGAUAUAUUUUAUCCUGGUGAUCAGCAGUCUGUGACAUUCGGAACCAAGUCCAGAGUCGGAAUGGGUGGCAUGGAAGCCAAGGUGAAAGCGGCUCUCUGGGCUUUACAAGGUGGUACUUCUGUGGUCAUUGCCAAUGGGACCCACCCCAAGGUGUCUGGGCAUGUCAUCACAGACAUUGUAGAGGGAAAGAAAGUUGGCACUUUCUUUUCUGAAGUAAAACCUGCAGGCCCUACUGUGGAGCAGCAGGGAGAAAUGGCUCGAUCAGGAGGAAGGAUGUUAGCCACUUUGGAACCUGAUCAGAGAGCAGAGAUUAUCCAUCACCUGGCCGAUCUGUUGACAGACCAGCGAGAUGAGAUCCUGUUAGCCAACAAAAAAGACUUGGAGGAGGCCGAAGGGAGACUUGCAGCUCCUCUGCUGAAACGUUUGAGCCUCUCCACGUCUAAAUUGAACAGCCUGGCCAUCGGUCUGCGGCAGAUUGCGGCCUCCUCCCAGGACAGUGUGGGGCGGGUUUUGCGCCGGACGCGAAUUGCCAAAGACUUGGAGCUAGAACAAGUCACUGUCCCAAUUGGAGUCUUGCUGGUCAUCUUUGAGUCUCGCCCUGACUGUCUACCCCAGGUGGCAGCCUUGGCUAUAGCAAGUGGUAAUGGCUUGUUACUCAAAGGAGGGAAGGAGGCCUCACACAGCAACCGAAUCCUUCACCUCCUGACCCAGGAGGCCCUCUCAACCCAUGGAGUCAAGGAGGCUGUACAGCUGGUGAAUACCAGAGAAGAAGUAGAAGAUCUUUGCCGUUUAGACAAAAUGAUAGAUCUGAUCAUUCCACGAGGCUCUUCCCAGCUGGUCAGAGACAUCCAGAAAGCUGCUAAGGGCAUCCCAGUAAUGGGGCACAGUGAAGGCAUCUGCCACAUGUACGUGGAUUCAGAGGCCAGUGUCGACAAGGUCACUAGGCUAGUUAGAGACUCCAAAUGUGAAUAUCCAGCUGCCUGUAAUGCUUUAGAGACCCUGUUAAUCCACCGAGACCUGCUGAGAACACCAUUGUUUGACCAGAUCAUUGACAUGCUGAGAGUGGAACAGGUGAAGAUUCAUGCAGGCCCCAAGUUUGCCUCUUAUCUGACCUUCAGCCCCUCUGAAGUGAAGUCCCUCCGAACUGAGUACGGGGACCUGGAGCUGUGCAUUGAAGUGGUGGACAGUGUGCAGGAUGCGAUCGACCACAUCCACAAGUAUGGCAGCUCACACACGGAUGUCAUCGUUACCGAGAAUGAGAAGACAGCUGAGUUCUUUCUCCAGCACGUGGACAGUGCCUGUGUGUUCUGGAAUGCCAGCACUCGCUUCUCUGAUGGCUACCGCUUCGGACUGGGAGCUGAAGUGGGAAUAAGUACAUCUCGAAUCCACGCCCGGGGGCCAGUGGGACUAGAAGGACUACUGACUACCAAGUGGCUGCUGCGAGGGCAGGACCACGUGGUCUCGGACUUCUCAGAGCACGGAAGUUUAAAGUACCUUCAUGAGAACCUCCCUAUUCCUCAGCGAAACACCAACUGA